Cetraspora pellucida is the source of this 1299-nucleotide messenger RNA. NCBI's taxonomy places the organism in Eukaryota, Fungi, Glomeromycota, Glomeromycetes, Diversisporales, Gigasporaceae. The record is from the annotation of a GenBank genome assembly.
AUGUCAACUGAAUCAUAUUUUCAAGAUGAAUCUGAAGAACGUGAGUCAUUAUUCCAGUGCCAUGGUAAAUUUUACUCGGAUGAUUUGUACCUGAACCAAGAUGAAUUGUACCAAAAUGAAUCCCAAGAUGAAUUAAAUCCUGAUGAAUCUUAUCAAGAUGAAUCGUGUCAAGAUAAACCACAACAAGAUGAAUCCUGUCCAAUCGAAUCAUCAUCCCAAGCAGGACCAACUGGUGAUGAAACCUCUUCAAAUAAUGGAUCCAUAGUAUGGAAAUAUUUUAAAAAAAUGAAAGGCAGUGCUACAUGUGAUAUUUGUAAAAAGCCGCUGGUCUAUAAUGAUGGUACAACAUCAAAUCUUCUAAGACAUCUCAGAAGGCAUAAGCCAACAAAAAUUUAUUGGCAUGAUAAAAGAUGGAUCGUAAAACAUAAUCGAUCGUUUCAAAUUGUUGAAGAUGAUGAACUUAGGUCUAUAUUUACUUACUUAGAACCUACUACAGUUGGUAAAAUAGCAUUAGAUAGUGAAGUUUCUGGACAUAUCGCAAUAACAACUGAUAUUUGGACCACUUCUACUAAUGAAAAGUCAUUCAUGGCUAUUACGAUUCAUUAUCUAAAUCAAGCAUGGAAAAUAAAACAUAUUCUGCUUGAUUUUAUUUUUAUGAAGGAUUUACAUACAGAUGUUGAAAUUGCGAAGGCUAUAGAAAACUGUCUUCAAAAAAAUGGAAUACUAUCGAAAUUAAUGUCAAUAACAUCGAUCACAUUUAUGUCAUCAUCAGAAUAUCCAAUACUGCCAUUGGUCAUUUCCCUCUAUUAUUCAUUGCUUAAAUCACUUGAAGAAGCUAGACAAAAAGGUCAUAUACCAGAAUGGCUUAAGAAAGGGUGUGAAGCUGCAUCUAAUAAACUUCUAGAAUAUUGCCAAAGGACAAGUGUUUUGCAUAUUGCAUCAGUUAUACUAGAUCUAUGGCUUAAAUUUCAAUACUUUGAAGGACUUGGAUGGUCAUCUCAACUUAUCAAACAGAUUACAAAUAUUAUUAAAGAUAAAUAUGAAGAUCAAUAUGCACCUCUUUUCAAUCAGGGAACAGAAAGUACAACUGUAGAACCAUCUCAAAUGAAUAAAAGCAGUUAUCUGAAUCUUGCUAAAUUUGCUAGAAAUUGUCUUUCAAUACCUGCUACAAGCGUUCUAAGCGAACAAACAUUCAGCAUUAGUGGUGAUAUGUUAACUAAUAAACGAAAUCGAUUGGAUAAAAAAACCGUACGAGCAGCAAUGUGCUUGAGAUUAUGGUUGAGAGAGCUAGAAGAUUAA